AUGAUAUCGACUUGUCAAAUCAACUUUUCGGCUUCACAGCUAGAAUACGAUGACGGGGAGCUGAUGUUUACACUCACCAGCCAUGGAGUGUCUACGCCGUUUAAGCCAGCUCUUCCAAAGGAUUUCUCAAACGUGCCCUAUCAAACCAUUGAUACUAGUAAAUCUAUCGAAGAAGAGAGACUACCCUUCUAUGAGCAUGAACAGUUUUACCCUGUUCAUAUCGGCGAGGUAUUCAAUUCGAGAUAUCAGGUGGUUGGAAAACUAGGCUACGGGGCAUAUUCGACUGUUUGGCUCUGCCAUGAUCUGGUGAGGCAUAGAUAUUCAGCAAUGAAAAUAUCAACACAGUUAAGGAGAUUCCCGGAAAAGAAACGCGCAGAACUUGUAGCUUACAACCAUCUUCAAAAACUCGAUUCAUCACACCCGGGUACGGUGCAUAUUCGGAAGCUGUAUGAUUCGUUUGAGAUUUCUGGCCCGCAUGGAUCUCAUCAGUGUUUGAUACAGCAACCAAUGCAUCUAAGUAUUCUUGAAAUGAUGGAUUUAAACCCUGAACCGCUCAAUGCUCCCCUACUGAGAAUGAUAUUGAAACGUCUUUUGAAAGUGCUGGACUUCCUUCACACUGAAGCUGGAAUGGUACACACAGACUUAAAAGCGGAUAACUUGAUGCUUACUGUUGAAGACAAUUCUAUGCUUGAGGAUUUUGAAAAAAUAGAGCUAGAAAGCCCGACUCCGAGAAAGGUAAUAGAUGGGACUCGAUCCAUAUACAGAUCUCGCUAUUUCACUAGGCCCAAAAAUGGCGACUGGGGGUAUCCAAUGCUAUGUGAUUUCGGAGAGGCUCGAAUAGGAACUAUUCAUCAUACCGGAAUGACUGUUCAACCUCAUAUAUACAGAGCCCCGGAGGUAACCCUCGAGAUGCCUUGGGGCCCAGCUGUGGAUAUAUGGAAUCUUGCUACAUUGAUCUGGGAUCUUUUCGAAGGCAGGCAUUUAUUCAACGGUGUGACAGAUAGGGAUGGUGACUAUGACCCAUUUGCGCAUAUGGCUCAAAUUACUGGAUUCCUAGGACCACCUCCAAAAGAGUUUAUCCAGAGAAGCAAAACAAUCUCACAAGUUUUCGAUGCCAAUGGCAAAUGGGUGGCUGAUCAUUACGAAAAAGUGCCAUCUGUAUCGUUAGAAGAUGUGGAAACCCGUCUAGAGGGGCAGGAUAAAGAGUUGUUUUUAAAAUUCAUCCGAUCAAUGCUAGAAUGGCUUCCGGAAGACCGAAAAACAGCAAAAGAACUUUUGGAUGACCCGUGGUUAAAUAUUGAAUGA
Microsporum canis CBS 113480 is the source of this 1305-nucleotide messenger RNA. RefSeq names its product protein kinase domain-containing protein. The record is from RefSeq and is a predicted model, not a curated record. The transcript has 6 exons. Bases 1 to 1305 code for a protein of 434 amino acids. NCBI's taxonomy places the organism in Eukaryota, Fungi, Ascomycota, Eurotiomycetes, Onygenales, Arthrodermataceae. Gene Ontology annotation, biological process: regulation of mRNA processing; protein phosphorylation; spliceosomal complex assembly. Gene Ontology annotation, molecular function: protein kinase activity; ATP binding.